GUUUCAUUCUGGAUUGCUGCGAUUUCCAUUUCCAUAACUGUUACAGAGUACCUCCGGUAUCCACAUCAUCCAUACCACUGAAGACCAGCUGGCUGCCAAUUCCACACUCUCUCUCCUCCCCAGUCCAGUCCACACAUAUCACCGGCGCUUUAUCCAUUUCAUGCAUCUUUCUUCCAGAGAAGAUACGAUAAAUGGGCAUCUGCGCCUCCUGCCUCGGGUUAAAUCGUCGGGAUAACCACGAUUCUGAAUCAUCCCGUCUCCUCGACGAUGACCUCUACCAAUCCGGUUAUGGCUACGGCGCCCUGAGCCAAGCUAACCAGCUCAACCAGCCCGACCCGGAAUACCUGAAGAGGGAAAGGGAGGCUCUUGAUGCGAUCUGUCAGCGGACGUCCGACUCCGUCGUCGAUAUCUGGUCCUUACAUCCCCAACCGCACCUUCAACCGAAAGCGACUCUGCCUUCCCACUCGCAAGAUGUUGAUCAGGACGCCCAUGUUGCGACAACUACCACUGCAACCGCAGAUGCUGAAGCGGAAUCGUCUACCCAUCCGCAUGAAGGGGGCACUGUCCCGAAACACUGGGGGGAAGUGGUUAUCAAUCCGCGCAAGAAGAGGUCGCGACCGGGUUUGAAUACAAGUGAGGGUAAUGGCCGUGAUGUCUUUGGUGUUUUGAAGGUUACUUGAUCCUCUCAGGGUCACGUACGUUGUCCUCUUCGCUUCCGCGUUAUCGGUCGCCGGUCGGCUGUUUGUUUUCUCUUCCUUAAUUCUUAUAAUUCCUCCACGCUGCAUGCAUAUUUCUUUGUUUUCUGUUUUUUCACUCUUUUGCCUCUCAUUUUCCUGUCAUGAGCAUCUUCCUUCCUUUUUUUCUUCAUGUAAAUCCCUUCAAUCAUUA
This is a messenger RNA of Monascus purpureus, 888 nucleotides long. NCBI's taxonomy places the organism in Eukaryota, Fungi, Ascomycota, Eurotiomycetes, Eurotiales, Aspergillaceae. The record is from the annotation of a GenBank genome assembly.